This is a messenger RNA of Ciona intestinalis (vase tunicate), 1547 nucleotides long. RefSeq names its product queuosine 5'-phosphate N-glycosylase/hydrolase-like. Lineage: Eukaryota; Metazoa; Chordata; Ascidiacea; Phlebobranchia; Cionidae. The record is from RefSeq and is a predicted model, not a curated record.
GAGCGGCAACGCUAAUUAGAAUUAGGGCCAAUUUUGAAUUUUGAGUUAACAAAGUAUGACACCUGGACCAACAGAUGGUAAAGUUCUUUUGUGGCCGGCAGAUGCUGGAAAAUACAUUGCAGAUAGAAGCACCAAUGUAUUUAUAAAUGACCAGGCCAUUGUAAAAGCUGCUGGAGAUGCGGCGAGAGCUUUUAAGGACGGACAACAUUCACUAAACAACUUUAAAGCUCUGCCUUUGCACCCUGACGUGGCUAAUGAGACAGCUAUUGAUUUUAUUUUCGCUGUUGACACGCUUAACUUUUCUUUCUGGUCAGACAAUCCCGAAGAAAAAUACAAAGUGAAAUAUAAAGGUGAAUUUUACUCCGGUUACUGGUCUAUUGUUGCUGCUUUGAAAAGAGCAGAGGAUGAAGGAAGACCUGUGUUCUCAGCAAAAUAUAUGUCCUCUGUCGAAAAAGAUGAGUUUGCACAUAUUCUUCGUUCUGAUUCCUCUGUUCAAAUUUCUUUACUGGAAGAACGGCUUCACGCAUUUAAUGAAGCCGGUCAAGUUUUACUGGGAAAAUAUGACGGUUCGUUCUCCAAUUGCAUUCGAAGUUGCAAUAAGGACGCGGUACAGCUGGUAAAAAGAAUUGCUGCGGAUUUCGGAUCGUUUAGAGACGAAGCUGUAUUUGAUGACCAACCGGUGGCUUUCUAUAAGAGAGCACAGAUUGCAGUAGCAGACAUAUGGCUAUGUUUUGAAGGUCAAGGUCUUGGUGAAUUUCGAAACAUUGAUCAACUGACCAUGUUUGCUGACUACCGUGUGCCGCAGACUUUAGAAUACUUCGGCAUUCUUCAGUAUUCAAAAGAAUUGAAGCAAAAACUUGAUGGGCGUGAAGUUCUUUUACCUGGUAGUCGCACCGAAGGUGAAAUACGCGGUUGCUCAAUCGAGGCCGUAGAAAGAUUGAAAAAUGAAACAAAGAAGUUGCUGCUUUCGGAUAAAUCAACAACCGAUGUUGCUCGUAUCGUCAACUCAAUUACAAUGGAUAAUUAUUUAUGGGAUUACGCCGCUGCACAUCGUGCGGAAAUGGCCCACUUGAUGUUUCACAGAGUACGAACAAUAUUUUAUUGACCAAUGUACUUCAGAACUUAAAUUACAGUUAAAUUCAGAGCGUGCAAUGAGAUAUUUAGUAUGGGUGGGGUAAUAUGGGACACCUUUCAUUCCAUUUUCUCGUCCCAUUUGGUAGUAAACAAAGAACAUUCAAAGAUUUAUAAAACCGUGUCCUCAUAACUUUCAUAGACCGUUGUUAAUUGUUUAAAAUUCGAUCAGGAUAUUUGGAUAUUAUGUUGCAAAGGUGUACCGUCUGCCCCACCCUACUUAUAUAUGUAUAAUUUGCGUUAAUUACGUGAAACCAAAAAUGCUAUGAUCUCUAUUGUCUAACAUCGCCAUUUUCAAGAAACGUGGCCCUAUUUGAUUAAAUCUUUUGAAAUAGGGAAGUUGCGUUUUAGUGCGGUAUGAAUUCUUCUGUGUGUUACACCCUCGCCUGUUGAACAAGCAAAUACCGAUAACAAUG